Molecule: messenger RNA, 2208 nt
Organism: Lutzomyia longipalpis
Lineage: Eukaryota; Metazoa; Arthropoda; Insecta; Diptera; Psychodidae
Product: transcription factor grauzone-like
Exons: 3
Coding region: 139-2133 (664 amino acids)
Biological process (GO): regulation of transcription by RNA polymerase II
Cellular component (GO): nucleus; chromosome
Molecular function (GO): zinc ion binding; chromatin insulator sequence binding
Source: RefSeq, a predicted model, not a curated record
UCUACUGUAUAGAGAAACCAGCUGGGAAUGGCAUUUGACUCUCCCGGACUGAAUUAACUCGCGUGUUGUGUUGUUAGAAAAAUUGUUAAGCAAAAUUAUGAUAAAAUAAACCGAGAAAAGCUAUUAAAUCUCUCCCAAAUGGACGUAAUGAAUUGUAAAGAAUCUUCUGAUGGAUCAUUUUGUCGUCUUUGCUUCACAAGAGAAGGAAUCUUCCGGAGAAUCCACAACAGCGCUGAUGUUGAAGGAUUGAACAGCAGCAGCAUCAUCCCACAGCUUGUGGAGAAGCAUCUACAUGUUGAGAUCUACGAGGUUAGCUACCAAGUUUGUGAGGAAUGUUGCCAGCAACUUUACACCUUUGGAGAAUUUUACACAAAAAUUCAUGAACAAAUUGAUAAAUUCUUGUCAGAACUACAGCAGAAUGUUGAGAAUGUAAAGUCUGAAUAUCCGGAAAACUGUGUCCAAGAGAAUCCUCUUGAUUCCUCCAACAACUUCGAUGGAAUUGAUAGAAAUUCCGGAGAAUCUGAUGAGGACACCAAAGCAUCUUUUACAAUUGAAAAGCAAGAAGAUUUACCUUCCAUUCCUUCAUUAGAAGCCGUUGCCAUCAAAAAAGAAGAACCAUCUCCACAAAAAAGACCAAUUAGAUCGUGUAGAACAAAAAAGAAUCAUCCGAGUGAUUCCUCAGAGGUGAAAAAAUCCACGAAGAAGGAAAAGAAGAGAAAAAUGUCCACUGUAGCUGCUCUUGUGAAGGAAGAUCCCGAAUGUCAGCCACAGAGUCUCCGAAAGAGUCAGAAAAGUCACAAAAAGACAAAUGAGUUUAUUGAAUUUGAUUUCCGGGAGGAUGAUAGUGAUUCAGACGAGAAUUCCGAUGAAACUGGUUGGGAGGAAUGCCCCGGAGGUGGACCCAUUAAUUUGGAUAAAUUCCCCAAUCCAAUCAUCGAGAAUGGUCUGCUCAGGGUUAAGGGGAAGGAAUUGAUGGGACUUAUUAAUAAAUUCUACAGCCUGGAGUGUAAUGUCUGUGAAAAGACCAAAUUCCAGACUCUGCGGGAUCUCAUUGAGCACUACAAUGAUGUGCACAAGGAAAAGGGCUACGUUAUGUGUUGUUCGUCGAAGUUUAAGACCUACCCGGCAAUCAUUAUGCACAUGGCCCGACAUAUUCAACCGGAUGCCUUCAAGUGCAACGUCUGUGGGUACAUGGUGACUCGACCACGCUUCCUGGAGAACCACAAAAAGACUCAUCUACCCGAGGAGGAGAAACCCUUUGCGUGUGAUCAUUGCCCACGGAGAUUUUGCUGGAAGACUGCCUACCAGGUGCACCAGUUGACGCAUCAGGAGAAAGAGGAACGAAAGCAAUUUGUCUGCCACAUCUGUGGGCAUUCUUACAAUACUCCCGGAGGUCUCUGUACGCACAAGAAGCGCGUCCACACGGACAGCAAGACCGAACCCCAUGUUUGUCACAUUUGCGCCAAGAAGUUCGCCACGAGGACAGGGUUGAAUGAGCACAUGUCUACGAUCCAUCAACCACGGGAGCGGGGUCAGUUGCAGUGUCAGGAAUGUGGGAAGUGGUUGAUGAACAGUCGCUGCCUCAAGUCUCACAUGAUUCUUCACAGCUCUGCCAUCUUCAGCUGCACCAUCUGUGACUACACAACAAAGAAAAAAUCCCUGCUGCGUCGUCACAACCUGACUCAGCAUUCGGAUGAAAAGCCCUUUGUUUGCACCAUCUGCAGCAGAGCUUUUAAGCUCAAACGCGCCCUCACGGUGCACAUGGCCCAACAUGAGAGCACAAAGCAGUACAAAUGCAACUUUUGCGAACGCGUCUUCAACAGUUCCACGAAUUUCUACACCCACCGGAAGGCAGCCCAUCCGGAAGAGCUGAAUGCGCUGAAACAAGCAAAACUAGAGGAGCAGCGACAGAAACGAAUUGCAGCCGGAGUGGAAGAUGCAAAUCCCAUGAUUUCCGACGAUGAAGCAGCACAGGGGAAUUCUCUUGUAAUCCUUCCCAUGUCUCCCAUUGAGCAUCCCGUGGAUUUUAGCACCUACAACCAGCAAGUCCAUGAAACCUACCACAUUGUUGAUCAUGAAGGAACCAUCACAGCAAUAAUUCAAGAAAAUCUCGCAUCAGACAGUAUGAUGUGAGGCAGAUCAUCUCUCGGAGAGAGCAUUUAAAGUCCAAAUCUCCACAGUAUUAUUAAAUUAACGACAAAAAAUUAA